Messenger RNA from Blumeria graminis f. sp. triticale, 2259 nucleotides. The record is from the annotation of a GenBank genome assembly. NCBI's taxonomy places the organism in Eukaryota, Fungi, Ascomycota, Leotiomycetes, Helotiales, Erysiphaceae.
AUGACACGGCUGGGGAAACAAAGCAACCGGCAAAAGAACGCCUUAGACUCCCAUGAUAAUUAUAAUAAUAAAUACCACAACAGCAGCCCCUCAACUGCUUGCGUAACGCACAGAGAGGAUUCAGCUAUCGAUAGCCCAACGACAUCUGUUUACCCUGAAUCUAGCCCCAGUCACAAUCGACAAAACAUCGAGUUGUCGAGUAGCUUUACAUCUACAGUGAGUCGUUCACUGUCCACUCGGCAUCAUCGCCACGCUUCACAGAAUCUACAUUCGUCCGCUCGGGGAAAAAAGAACAAACGCCUUUUUGAUCGCAUGCGAUCAAGCUCACAUCGAAGUUCGACAGAAUCAAAAUCCUCCGCCUCAACUUCCUGCCAAGGUAGCAACUACCACAGUAAUUACGACGCUGACGGACUUGCUCGUCGUGCAUCCACGAGAGAAAAUAUCUCGGACAUUGGUAUCACUAAACCAACCGCUGCUGUCUUUCAAGCACCAAGAAUAUAUCUAGAGCCGCUGCAGAUUCCAAAGUUAUCUUUUUCAUUGCCACAUAAAGCUGUUGAGGCUGACAUUGAAUUUGAACUCUGUAGCCAACAAGAAAUAGCUAGUCCUAUUUCGUCACAACAUCAGCCUACACCACCUAUUGUAACAAAACCCCGUCCCACCGUCUAUCAAUCCCUUCAAGAGGAGCAGUGUCAACAGCUGCAAGAUAGAAUACUACAUGAACACCUGGAGUCGCCACAUCAUAAACCUGGAAAUUUUUACCAUAAUUCCAGCAUUGCUGACAACCCUCUUGAACCUUUGUGUGUAGCAGAAUUUGAUAAAAGCUCCAAGCUCGAUUUAAUUCAUUCUAGUCCUACAAAACUUUUGGAAGAUCCGUACAGACCCGCUACUGUAAGAGAAGUUAGUUCUGACUACAAUAAUCAAGUAUUUUAUAACUCUAGCUUGUCUAAAACUCAAGUUGCGCAACCCGACAAGCCAUAUAUGGCACCGUCGGGAGCAACGGUUGCUUGUCGAAGAAUGACGGACACAAAAGUUACCGUGCAAACGCAGCAAGAAGGUAGAGAAGGGAUGCCAAGUUACAAUAAAAGUCAGUUCUCAAACCAAUCCCCUACUCCAGAGCUGAGCCUAUAUCAAGGCACUCAAGGCCAAUCUUAUCGAGGGAUCUCUCAAAGAGAUCAGCUCGUUACCCAAAAUGAACAGGGUCGUCACACACCCCCACUUCCACCUGCUGAGCGAGAUGUAAACGAUAAUUAUAAAGAGCUCGUAACUAAAUAUAAAAAAGUCAAGGGUCUCUACUUUGAAAAAACAGCACAAGUUGAGCAGUUACAAAAUACUCUUGCAAACCAGCGUCUCUCGCAAUCACGGACUUCCCUAGAUGAUAGCGAAUAUAUGACUCGAUUCCAACGAUUAGAAGGUGCUAUAACAAACCUAGCGUUCAACAUCCGCAAAGACUGGCGGACCCUACCAGCUUGGCUCUCGCAAUACGUGAAUAGUGACGCCCUGAAGAUUGGAAAACAAGAAAUGACUGCUGUUGGUAGAGCGAUAAUUACCAAGUUUCUGGCUGACGAAAUAUUUAAUGUCACUUUUCAUCCUGCUCUUCCAACCGAACUUAGCAGCAACUUGAAGUUUAUCGAACGAAAUAUUCGCAGAUUCUCUCCUCCUCCAAAUAGUCAAGAAGAGACUGAAGCACUCACUGCCAAGCUGAUACAAUGGCGCCUAACCACUCUCGAUGGUCUCAAGGACGUCUUUUCAUCACCAGAGAGUGAGGAUAACAAGAACAACUUUACUGAAACAGUUACAUCUAACCUUGCAUCACUAAUUACAAGUCUUCUUCAAGAGCCCAUUCCACCAGGUGUUGAAGAUUCGGCUCACAUGAUUGUCGAAUUGUCAAUCGGAAUAGCUUCUAAUCUACCACUUGAAAGUCGAGAGAUAUCUAUCACUUACCCAAUGCCAGGUGAUCCAUUUCAACCAAUUCUUAUGAAACUAGAGAAUCCGAUUCCCCCCUUGAUCGAUCCUAGAUUUGAGACCAAAGAAAACGAGACUACUUGCGACACUGCAAAGGAUGAAGUCGGAAAGGAAAAGAAAGGAAAUAAUGUACUACAAGCCUAUGCAAGUCCGAAUUCAAGUGGAAAGAGAGAAGGUGGAGGCGAUCCCAAGAAAGCUGAUGACGGAGCUCAGAAAAUUCGAUUUGCAGGAUUUCUAGGAGUAGAGGUUCGGGGUCGACAAGUCUUACUGAAGGCACCUGUAUGGUCACUGAAUUGA